UAAAUCUUUUUUUAUAGUACUAAAAUGGAUACGCAAAGUGCAUUGGAAGACAUCGGGAAAGGAAACGACGAUGAACGUUUACCCAAGGAAGAAUACAUUGAGAUAGAGAUACCAUACGAUUUCUACCAAUAUCUUAGUUCGGAGCAGUGCAACAUUCAGAACAUGUGUCGAAUAUGUCUCGCUACAGACAACGAAGUGUUGUACCCUCUAGUUGCUACCAAAGAAAACAAUAUACUAGCGCAAAUGUUUACCGCGUUCACUUCAUUGCAAUUGUUCCCAGGAGAUGGUUUGCCAUCGAGCAUCUGUGAGCCGUGUCAGGCUCAAGUGAUGCACUGCUAUGAGUUCAAGCUAAAGUGUGAGAAGUCCGACUGCAUGCUCAAGUCCAUACUCAAAGGAGAAUUCAUUGCCAAAGAGGAACUAUCUGAUCAUAGCAUGACUGUAAAGCAAGAAUUAGAUAAAGAAAAUAUGGAUAGAAAUGAUAUCAAUAACUUAGGCAUAGAUGAUAAUGUAUUUUUAAAUGAUAAUAUUGAAGUUAAACAAGAACAAGAACUAUUGGAAGAUGUGCAAUAUUUAGAAGAUCUCAGUGAUAACAGUGAUAACCUGACUAUAGUACAAAAUACCAGGAAGAAGAAGAGAAAAAAAGUUGCUGAUGUUAAUGGUGAUUAUAAAAUUCACAGAAAUGCUUCAGUAAGAAGUAAACAUGGGAAUAAAGGGAACUCAUUCCGAUGCAAGAUUUGCUCUAAGGUAUUCCCCAAUUUGAAAACAUUCCACGCGCACGUUAGGAGCAAGCACCCAAGUAGUAAACAUCAGCAUAUGUGCAACCAAUGCACUGAAUCUUUUGAGUCCGAACACGAUCUUAAAGUGCAUUCAGCUAUUCACGUAAAACAUGGAAAUAUUUGGAAAUGUAACCAGUGCUCUAAGGAAUUUAGUACGCGCACAAUGAUACGCCGGCACAUAUUCCGUCACAUGGAGUCGAAACGUCACUCGUGCGAUGUGUGCGGCAAGUCGUUCACGGAGCUGUACGCUCUGCGCAGGCACGAGCGCAUCCACACCGGUGAACUUGUGGAGAAGAAACACAAGUGUACUAUGUGUGAUAAACGGUACAGCAACAGCAGUCUACUAGCGACUCACAUGUCGCGUCACAUAGGGCUUCGCCCCUUCGAGUGUAGCGUCUGCGGGAAGCGGUUCACGACCAACCGACUGCUGUCUUCGCAUCGACUCGUGCAUUCUGAGAGCAAGCCCUAUGCAUGCCAGUAUUGUGAAAAACGUUUCCGUCACGAGUCGACGCGCAACACGCACCACCGCACGCACACGGGCGAGAAGCCCUACGUGUGCGCCGUCUGCGGGAAGAGCUUCAUACAGAACUCCAACCACACGCAGCACAUGAGGACACAUACCGGUGAACGCCCAUACUCAUGUUCGAUAUGCGAUCGCAAGUUUUCAUCAGGGUCUUCACUGAAGAGUCACGAGCGAAUACAUUCGGGAGAAAGACCAUACAGCUGUGAUGUUUGUGGGAAAGGGUUCACCCGCAAGAACUUAAUAGCUCACAUGCGCCAGCACACGGGUGAGCGUCCGUACGAGUGUAGUCUGUGCAACAAGAAGUUUCCGAAUUCCACCAGACUCAGGGAUCAUCAUAGAGUGCAUACUGGUGAAAAGCCGUUUGAAUGCACAAUAUGCCCUCAAAAAUUCGCAACGAAAUCUCAACUGUUGAAACAUUGUAAAACCCACCAAAAGAAGAAGAGGCGAACUGAAACCCGUGGUCUAGUCAUAUUACAACAAGUUGAACCCGUCCCCAUGGUUACCGAUAGACUAAUAUUCAAUAAGGACCAUGGCCAAUUAAUUGCAGUCACUGAAAAUAUAGAAAACAAGACGCUUGAAAACACACCCAAAGAACUGACUUUGAACAUGGUGCAAGAAAUGCCCUUAGAAGUUACAGAAGAAUUGGUGUUACAAGAUGAUAGUAAUAUGAAGGGAAACCUUCUUGUAGUUGAUGGUAGUCCCAAUAACAACUAUGAAGCUGGCAACAUUUGUUUGAACACAAGCAAUGUCAAUAUUAUUGAUGAUGUUAACUAUGAUGGUGAAAAUCUGGUAACACUGAAUGGAGGCGGAGUCAGUAUUUCUACGGCUAACCUCGAAGGUACUACAGUGAAACUGUACCAGUUAGACCAAAGUUUAGUACAAAUACAUAGUUCUGGUGGGCAAGUCACUAUUAGUAAGAUUAGUAGCAAAAUGACUGCCAACUUUUAGUUUUAGUAUAAGAACAAAUAAAGUAAGAUAGCAAAACAAUGAGGUAUUACAAUAGUAUUUAUUGGUAUUUUAAAUAUAUCCUUGUAUUUUAAACUUCUUUCCUUCUAAAGUAAGAAGCACAAUAAUGGAAAAAAAAGUUUUAUGGGAAAAAGACAGUUGAAGUGUUCUGAAGACGGUUACAUUUUUUUUUUGUAUUAAUUUGAAACUGUUAAUAAUUUUAAACCUAUUUGUUUUGUUAGAUAAUUUCAGUCCCAGUAUACCUAUUGCCAGAAAGAGUAUUUUAAGUAAAGAUUUUAAAUAAAAAGACUAAAUAAGUAA
This is a messenger RNA of Helicoverpa zea (corn earworm), 2565 nucleotides long. Its product is annotated as zinc finger protein 436-like. The record is from RefSeq and is a predicted model, not a curated record. The coding region runs from base 25 to 2247 and encodes 740 amino acids. The transcript is spliced from 13 exons. NCBI's taxonomy places the organism in Eukaryota, Metazoa, Arthropoda, Insecta, Lepidoptera, Noctuidae. Gene Ontology annotation, molecular function: zinc ion binding; DNA-binding transcription factor activity; RNA polymerase II cis-regulatory region sequence-specific DNA binding. Gene Ontology annotation, cellular component: nucleus. Gene Ontology annotation, biological process: regulation of transcription by RNA polymerase II.